Stegodyphus dumicola is the source of this 2077-nucleotide messenger RNA. RefSeq names its product kelch repeat and BTB domain-containing protein 2-like. Gene Ontology annotation, molecular function: protein binding. NCBI's taxonomy places the organism in Eukaryota, Metazoa, Arthropoda, Arachnida, Araneae, Eresidae. The record is from RefSeq and is a predicted model, not a curated record.
AAUCUUUGUACCUCAAUAUGUAUAUGUUUGGCUUAAUUAUUUUAAAUAGUUUAAACUUCUGUGUGAAAAGGAAUUUUAUUUGUGAAUUAGAAUGCCUUAUUUAGAGUUGAAAAUAUUUGAAAGAAAAGCAUUCCGGAAGGAACCUUGUACAGAAUGUGGCCAUUUCCUGAGGCGAGAGAAUCGUACGUGGGAUUUGAACAUUUAUGUGAUGCUCUGUUGCAAAUGGAUGACGGAUUUCUGCUUCCUGUUCAUAAAACAGUUUUAGCUAUGCAUAGUGUUUACUUCCGCGAGUUAUUUUGCAACAAUGUUAACUCGUCAGUCAUCAGAAUUCCUCAUAUCCGAAGUUCCAUAAUGAGAAAAGUCCUUCAAUACGUAAAUACGGGAAAAGCCGAAAUUAAUGAAAUGAAUAUUACAGAACUUCUGGUGACAUCCUAUAACUUACGCAUUGAUGGGCUAACUACAGAGUGCCACAAGUUCGCUUCUCGCAAAAUUUCCUGUACUAACUGCAUUACUUUUCUUGUCUUGGCUUGGAAAGAGAAGCAAAGCGAUUUUCUCAAGUUGUGUACUCGUUUCAUGCAGACAAACUUCGAAAGAAUUGUUAAAGAAUCACCUUCGUUGUUUGGAGAUCUUCCUCUUGAUGUCCUGAAAUUUUUGAUUCAAGAUAAUAAUGUAAAUAUAUCAAAAGAAGAAAUAGUAUGGGAUGCUAUCAUAUGCUGGGUGAAGAAGGCUUUUACUGAAAGAAUGCCUUAUGUUACAGAUCUUUUACUUUGCCUCCGCGCAGAUCAGAUUGACGAGGAACUCGCUUCUAAAAUUAGUAAUCAUCCAAUGGUGAAAGAAAAUCCUCAUUGUAAUCAAAUGAAAGAAUGUAUGUUGAUGAACAAUGAUUCUGUAUUAGAUGGUUUACGCUCUUAUAUCAAACUAAGUUUGGAAAUUAACGGAAUGGACAUACCAGGUUCUCGAUUUCCUAAAAGUUUAAAAAUUUUCACUAAAUUCUGCAUAUCGCUAAGAGACUUUUCAGAAGGAGUAGAAGUUUACAUUACUUUUGAUGAACACAUUGAUAUCUGGACAAACAUAAGCAGGAAAGCUUUCUGUCCAGAAGUUUUAUUUCACAUCUCUGGUAAAAUUCUAAUGUUUGAUCCCUGGGAAAAUGUUAUGUUUGCGCUAGAUUUGCUUACGAAUACUUGGAUUCCCAUCAGGCACAUGAACAUCACACGGACAGACUACAGUCUUGUUCAAGUCGGCAAUUACAUUUAUGCACUUGGUGGAAUGAAUGUAGGUCUUGCUUUUGAAUCGCCUUCAGCCGCUGUAGAGCGUUAUAAUAUAAUAAAUGACCAAUGGGAGAUAUUGAGCCCUAUGCUACCACUUAUUGGAGGAACAGCUGUGGUUCAUAAUGAUAAAAUUUAUGUUAUAGGUAUUUUAACCGAUCCAGCUGGAGAUAUCAUGGCAGCACAGAGUUAUGAUCCAAUUUCAGAUUCUUGGAAUAAUAUAUCUCCUCCCAGUUACAAAGCGCAGUUUUGCGCAAUUUCUUAUCGUGGCCACAUAUAUGUUUUUGGUGGUCAUGAUAAUUAUUCAUUUACGAAAUCAGUUGAAAUAUAUGACACAGAAAGUAAUGCCUGGAAACCAUUUGAAAAGUUGCCAUAUCCAUACUAUUUGCCAAAAGCAGUCAUUCUUAAUGGUUUUCUAUUCGUAUAUGACAACCAUUCAGAUGAACGCCAAUUUUUCAGGUAUCCUCCUAGCUUAUGGGAUGAAAUAAAUCAAGAAUGGCAUGUAAUUGAAGUUUCAUCGCCCCUGAAUGAUUUCCACGUAUAUCAAUUCUGUACCGUAGAAGACGCUGGUGUUAUCCAAGCUCUGUGCGCAGGAAAUAGAAAUCCGCAUGUAAACUGGAAAAGAAGUCCUUUCCAUAAACGUUAUAAAGGUUUUAGAUCAUAAAAUAUCAAAUUUAGAAAUUAAGCAAAAUUUUAUGAAUCAUAGAAAGAAAUUGUGAUUAAUUAGAUCAUAUGAAAAUAGAAAACUGAAUAAGUCAAUUUCAUAUUACAAUAAGUAAAAUUAUGAAUUUUUUUAGAAUUGACUUAAUAAA